AUGACGUCUCUAUACCAACGGGCAGGCAAAACUGCCCCGCGGUUUUUACAAGAUUUAAACCUAUAUGAUCCCCAGAAUCCUCCAGCGUCAGGCCGUAACUUGCUUUCGGAUACCCCUCCUAUAUUCCAAGAGGGAGACACUGGCCCUCUAGAAUGGUUGUCACCUACAGCCUGCAAUCAUACCUACACCCUUAAACCGAAUCAGACAUAUGUUCUUCCUUCCGAACAGAGACGGGGCCGCGGGGCAGUUUCGACUGUGUCUGCCGUUUGUUCAAAAUGCCGCUGUCAUCUCCAGGUUAAGGUGUCGUAUCCCGGGAAUGCAGGGCCUACGUCAAACCAUCUACAUCAUCUUGUCUACCAAUCUGGCACUCGGAGGACAACGCCAAAGGGCCAACACGUGGAAAGCUACUACUAUGGCUGCUCAUAUCCGAUGUGCGGCACCUCCGUGUCGGUGGGCGUGAUGUCCUCUGUGCUGCACCCAGAGCACGUACAACUUUUGACUGACUUGGAACUGGUCAAUAAACGCGCAGAUGAGGCGAUUGCGGCUCACCCUGAACGCUUGGAAGGGAUUGCUCGACCUCAUCCUUUCACCGUUCUGUCGAAUCUAUCCGCUUAUCUAAACAAUGCUCUUCACGAUUCCGAGCGCAGCAAACCUAUUUCUGCUAUUAAUAAACGAUUUGUUGUCUGCUUUGGUGUCGAUGGGCAGCCCUGCAAAGACCUGUUGACGUAUUUGGCCUUUUCUCCUAAUGAGGGCUUUUGGAAUCCUCCCACACCGGACACUUCUGCUGAACAGCCUUAUCGAGACGAGUUGAAUAUCUUUCUCGACAACACCAUUCAUGAACUCUCGGUAUUGAUACAGCAACGACCAUCAUCAGAAAAGAAGACGCCAUAUUCUUUGGAACCGCUUGCUCCGGCCAGAAACGAACUGUUUGAUGCCCUCGAAGCUAGUAACUAUUCGAAAGCAACUCGCUUUAUCGAAUUUCAAAUGCCUGGACAGCCUUGCUAUGAGGAUCUUGGCGCGCUGGAAGAUAUGUCCUCGGACCUUAUUAUCGAAGCAUACCAACGUCAAGUUGCAGUUGACCCAGCAAAGGGCCCACAUUACCUACAGUGCUUGAAACUCAUUGCUCAGCUGAGAGGAGGGCCUGAUGGGUAUACGAUCAAUGAGUCUGUUAUGAUGGCGUAUAGCAAAGGCGCUUACACAAUAGAGGAUCUCCACAAUGCUUACCGAUACUUCAGCCUCAACCCAGACGACCCGACUCUCACAGAAGAGCUGAUAGUGGGAAGCUUUUAUUCAUACAUCAGUUCAAGCACGCAAGAGACCGAAGCCCGGCAACAGCUUUUCCGAAUAGGCGAUGCAAGGAGAAGUGAGCGCAUCAAAUCCGUCGCCGAAGACAGGGUCUCUACUGCCGAGCAAGCCCAAGUGUUUCUCGGCGUAGAAGAAAAUACGCCAGAUGACUUUGUCAUAACGAUGUAUACCACCAAGAUCAAUGAUAGUCCUAGUAGCAAAGGAAUUGCCCAGAAGGCCUUGUCACUUAUUGCAGAAGCGCGCAAUUCGGAGGGCUUGAGGCAUUUCAUUACGACAGGUGAGAGCGGAGUGGGAGAAAUGGACGUUGGCGACGCCUACCGACUUCUUCAAAUCCCUGAUAGAACAGUUGGUGAUGAUGCUAUCAUUGCAGCCUAUACUAUCUGCGUUGAUGAAGCACCAGCUCAAGUGGAAACAUACUCUCGCGCUUUAGCAAUCAUUGCAAAGGAGAAGGACAGCCCGAUGCUAAGCAGCUUUGUAUCGGACUCCGUUGCGCAAAGUGAUCGUAACUUAGCUGAAUGGCCUGUUGGCCUUCAGAACAUAGGCAAUACCUGCUACCUCAACAGUCUACUUCAGUUCUACUUCACUGUCAAACCAUUCCGCGGGAUGGUUCUGGAGUUCGAAGACGCCAAAACCGAUUUGAGCGAAGACUCCCUGCGCAAAAAGAAGGUUGGGUCUCGUAAAGUUUCAAAGUUUGAAAUUGAACGUUCCCAGAAAUUCUUGCGAGAACUUCGCACCCUUUUCCAAAACAUGAUAACAACCCCUCGAGCUUCUGUGCGACCCGAGCAAGAGUUGGCUAGAUUGACUUUGAUCAGCUCAACCAACGAGGCUGAGAUUCGCCGAAGGUCCACUGUUUCUGGACUGAGACCGUCUCUUCUCGGUGAAAUCAAUGGAAUGCCUGUCGCGGGACCACUAGGACCACCUCAACCGGCAGAAGCAAAUUCUAGUGAUAAUAUCCCGACUGAAAAUAUUAUUUCCGCCGAAGACACUCAAGUUAAAGACCCGGUUGCUAGUGACAUUGAUAGCGAAGCGACUCUCGUUUCCGAACCUACACAUGUCAAGGAGGACCAAGCUGGCAGCGUCCAGCAGACGAUAGAGGAAUCGGACAAUCAGAAUCCGCCAAAUGAUGUCUCCCAGCCUGCAGAGAAUGUAGAACCGCCAAAUAGACCGCCUCCAGUGCCCCCACGCCCUGCAGAAGCCCAACGGAGCAAACAGCUCAUUGAAGAGGUGGAACUUGGGGCUCAGCAAGACGUGACAGAAGUCAUCAACAAUGUCCUUUUUCAAAGUGAAUGUGCGAUAAAGCCGAGGACCCUUGAAUCUGAUGGCGAACAAGUUGACAUAGUCAAAGACUUGUUUUAUGGUAAAACCAAGUCCUAUAUAACGGCAAAAGAUGAGAUUAGGUCAAAAGAAGAGUUCUGGUCAGAUAUCAAGAUUGAUGUCGCAACAGGCUCUCGCGACAUCUACUCGGCUAUUGACGGGGCAUUUGACAUCCAGGACGUCUUGGUUGAUGAUGCCAUAGCAGAGCAAUUUGGCUCGAUUAGUAAAUUACCGCCGAUACUGCAAAUUCAGGUGCAGCGGGUCCAGUUUGACCCUGUCAAGAAGGUAUCCUUCAAAUCGACGCAUCAUCUGGAUCUAAAAGAAACCAUCUAUCUCGACCGAUACAUGGACACACAGAAAGAGGAAAUAAUCAACCGACGCAGGGAUUGCUGGGGCUGGAAGAAAAAGCUCAAAUCGUUAGAUGUGCGAAAAGCAGAGUUGCUGCGUUUGAAUGAGACCGAUGGGCAAAACAUGCCAACACUGUUCAAGAACACGUCGCAACUUUUGGAAGACCUUUCCUCGUUGAACGAGCAAGAUCAAGAUGGAAACAACUCUGUUGACAUCAACGCGCACCUCGCAAGUGAAUUGGAGCAAUUUUCGCAGAUCACGCAAACAGAGUUAGCCUAUAUUGAGCAAGAAACCAACGAUACACAGACAAUGAUUUCGAGUCAAUUUAGUGACUACAAGCGUCUCGCAUAUCGACUCUAUGCAGUCUUCAUGCAUCAGGGCUCUGUGGAGUUUGGCCAUUAUUACAUUUACAUUUACGAUUUCGACAAGGAGGUUUGGCGCAAAUACAACGACAAUGAAAUCACCGAAGUCCAGGACACGAGCGAGAUUUUUGGAAAAUCGGAACGAAACUCGGAGCGAGCCAACCCUCCGACACCGUAUUUCCUAGUUUAUGUGAAUGCAGCCAUGAAAAACAGGCUGGUGGAACCAGUUUGCCGCGAGAUCGAGCCCGAGCCGUCUACGGUCAAUGUUUCAGUUGGACCCAACACGGAGGGAGCCAUGGACGUGGACACGAAACCCUUGUCUUAUGAAGAAGUCUGGACCGAGAAUGGUACCCCAGGUACGCAAACCAACUCUUUUUCAGAUAUCUCCGCUCUUCCAAGUCAAAACUACGAUUUGUAUGGCAAGAGACCCGUCGUUCAAGCUGACCAGUUGGCUCCGAGUUUCUGGUAG
Messenger RNA from Talaromyces rugulosus, 3798 nucleotides. RefSeq lists its product as uncharacterized. The coding region runs from base 1 to 3798 and encodes 1265 amino acids. The transcript has 6 exons. Gene Ontology annotation, biological process: regulation of proteasomal protein catabolic process; proteasome-mediated ubiquitin-dependent protein catabolic process; protein deubiquitination. Gene Ontology annotation, molecular function: cysteine-type deubiquitinase activity; proteasome binding. NCBI's taxonomy places the organism in Eukaryota, Fungi, Ascomycota, Eurotiomycetes, Eurotiales, Trichocomaceae. The record is from RefSeq and is a predicted model, not a curated record.